Rotaria sp. Silwood1 is the source of this 1200-nucleotide messenger RNA. Lineage: Eukaryota; Metazoa; Rotifera; Eurotatoria; Philodinida; Philodinidae. The record is from the annotation of a GenBank genome assembly.
AUGCAAUUAGCAUUAACACAUCCAAGUGGAAAUUAUGUUUUACAUAAUAAUCUUGGUCCAAAUCCAGAUCAUGUUAAAAAUACUUUAGCAAAUUGUCGAAUACGAAAUACAGUUUAUGGUGAUCGAAAACAAUUAUUUCGACCAAUAACUAAACGAGGUGUAUCAACAUUAUUUAAAAUAAUGGCUAAAAAAGCUAAAACAUGUGAACAUAUAUCAGAAAUAGCAAAUUAUGAACGAUUAGAAUUUCUUGGUCGUUUAUCAACAUUUAGUGUUGGAUCAAUUCAAAAUCAUUUUUUUACAUCAUUAGCACGAAAUCUUUGCUUACAACAUUUUAUUAUUUAUAAUCAUGGACAAGCAAAUUCAUUUGAAGCAUUAAUGGAUGCAAUUUAUCUCGAUGGUGGAUUGGCUAUUGUUGAUAAAAUUUUAUCGAAAAUUCUUUUUUAUCAAGAUAUACAGCUAACGAAUAUAUGGAAUAAUUUACAAGAAUAUCCAUUAAAAGUUCAAUAUCCAAAUAGUGAUCGUCAUUUAAUUGAACAAGUACCUUUAUUAAAACAAUUAACUAAAUUUGAACAAGAUCUUGGAGUAGAAUUUCGACAUAUUCGAAUGUUAGCGCAAGCUUUUUGUACACGACCAAUACCACAAAAUGAUUUAACUAUUGAAGAUAAUGAAAGAUUAGAAUUUCUUGGUGAUACUGUACUGAAUUUUGUUGUGAGUGAUCAUUUAUAUCGUCAUUUUCUCGAACAUCAAGAAGGUCAUUUAUCAUUACUUCGUUCAUGUCCUGUUUCUAAUCCAACACACACUGUGAUCUAUGAUGAAUUAGGUAUGCAAGUAUAUGUAGAUUAUGUUCGUGAACAACUUCGUAUAACAACACCAAAAUUAAUUGAAAAAUCUUUAAAAGCUAAAGCAGAUGUAUUUGAAGCAUUUAUAGCUGCUUUAUUUAUUGAUCACACAUUACGUGAUCCAAAUGAUCGUAAUCCACCAUUACCUGAAUAUCGAGUUUUAAAAUCUAUUGGAUCAUCAAAUAAUGUUCAAUAUAAAGUUGCUUCAUCAAACCAUCAUCAUAAUAAUUCGAAACGUAGAUCAACAACAACAGGUAAUAAAAAUGAGAAUAAUCGACAACAACCAUAUUCAUUAAGAAAUGUUAAAACGAGAGGUAAUGUUUCAUCAAUGAUUAUUACAUCGACAAAAGUCACAAGUUAG